Synchiropus splendidus (mandarinfish) is the source of this 1678-nucleotide messenger RNA. Its product is annotated as neurexophilin-4. Lineage: Eukaryota; Metazoa; Chordata; Actinopteri; Syngnathiformes; Callionymidae. The transcript is spliced from 2 exons. The record is from RefSeq and is a predicted model, not a curated record. Gene Ontology annotation, molecular function: signaling receptor binding. Bases 314 to 1168 code for a protein of 284 amino acids.
AUCACUGUAAAUCAACCAACACAAAACACACUGCGAUCUUCACUUAGAUCUUUGCGUCCAGCCCCGACUGCGUCUCCAAACUCAGCAGCAUGGACGAGCCACAUGAGGCGGAGCGGAGAAACUGAAGCGCCAACUUUCCCGUCCUGACACCGAACCUGCAAACUCUCGUCGCGUCCUGCCGGCUUUUGCGACACUUUGUUGUUGACUGUCGCCUGCCUGUUGGGAUUGUUCUUGAUACAAGAGGCUUCGUUUUUUUAUGUUCUGCCGAGGACGAGCUUAGUUUUAGCGACUGGUCCACGAUCAGGAAGGAGACAUGCGGCUUCUCGUUUGGACCCUAGUUGUUCAGUGCCAGUGGAUCCUGCGCACGGUCCAAGGUUUAGAGAAGCGGGUGGAUUUCUCAGACCUGGGCAAAGCGGGGUCAAUGACAAAGACUGUUCCCUACGGUGUCGGAGGAACAACAGGAGUCGUCAAGCCUCCGUACCAAACCCGAAUCUUCCCAUCUUCCAUCGACCAGACGCCAUUGAAGUCAAAACCGCCCACGUACAGUUUCUAUAACCCCUAUGACACAGCCCGCAAUCAGUCUUUGCUCCUGGACCAGACAGGCUAUCGCUCCAAACGUAAGCCCUCGCUAAAGACGGCCAUGAAGACCAAGAAGAUCUUUGGCUGGGGAGACUUCUACUUCAACGUCAAGACCAUGAAGUUCAGCUUGCUGGUGACAGGGAAGAUCGUGGAUCACAUCAACGGGACAUUUACGGUUUACUUCCGCCACAACUCGUCCAGUCUGGGCAACGUUACCGUAAGUAUCGUGCCGCCCACCAAGGUGGUGGAGUUUGAGGUUCUCCAGCAGCAGCAGUUGCCCCCUCACGCCCAGCAGGAGGUCCAGAUCCAGGAGACUCAACAAUCCACCUUUGACCCCAAAGAGGUUAAGACCUUUAACUGCCGAGUGGAGUACGAGAAGACGAACAGAUCCAAGAAGCCCAAGCCCUGCCUGUAUGACCCGUCUCAGACCUGCUUCACGGAGCACACCCAGUCGCACGCUGCCUGGCUCUGCGCCAAACCCUUCAAGGUCAUCUGCAUCUUCAUCUCCUUCUUCAGCAUCGACUAUAAGCUGGUUCAGAAAGUGUGUCCGGAUUACAACUUCCAGAACGAGCACCCGUACUUUGGAUGAGAGAACUGCGAUGAGACGAUGAUGAUAAUGUUAUCGAUAUACACAAAGAAAAAUAAGCAGUGGACAGCAUUUGCCUGAAAACUGCUGUGAAAUGUGGAUUUAAAUCAAGUAUAAUCAGUUUUUCCGAUCGUCGGGAUGUGACAGGUUUAAAUAACACUGAUUUUUUUUCCCCCACAACUUUGUGUUUUAUUUGACAUUUUCUGUAAAUAAUGUAGUAAUUUCCUAGAGACACUUAUUGUUUUGGGAUAUUUGUUUUCCUGUGUUAUUACUUUUUGCAGUUGGAGCCCUCAGUUGAAAACAGCUGAAAUCAGUUUUGCCCUCCAAGUUUGAAGCGAGUGGCUGUGUGCGCUGCCAUGACUGUGUGGCAGCUGUAAUGUUCUGGUAGACUGACUGUUAAUCAUCCUCUCGGCUCUCCAUUUCAAUCCCUGAAUAUAAAGAGAGUUAUAUGUAUGAGAAAUGCUAUGCUGGAUACAAUAUAAUGUAUGAAAAAAAGCACAUUAAAAUCUUUUA